Molecule: messenger RNA, 2277 nt
Organism: Phytophthora megakarya
Lineage: Eukaryota; Oomycota; Peronosporomycetes; Peronosporales; Peronosporaceae
Source: the annotation of a GenBank genome assembly
AUGGACAAGGUGGGAUAUCUGGGACACCGAGUGUCGAUCGGAGGUCUGGAGGCGAACCCGAAAGACCUGAAAUCUCUGACCGAUCUGCCAUUCCCCGGGUCACUUCGAUCUAUGCCGUCACUCCUGGGUAGUUUGAAUUACUACAGCCGAUUCAUUGAAGAUUAUGCUAUCUACGCUUCGGUGCUCUAUGAAUUACGCGAGGGGGAACUGGAGAAACGAUCGGAUCUGAGGGAGAUCAUGGACCGGAACGACCCGAUUCCUCGAGAUCACGGCUCCCCGGAACUAACGUUGACGGGACCAAGGUGGAUCCGGGCACACAGGGCCUUCAUCACCCUGAAAACCAAGAUCGCGACUACCUCAAUCCUCCGCCAUUUUGACGAGACGAGAACGUCGAUCGUUAUCGUAUAUGCCAGUCAUUGGGUGAUAUCCGCCUUGUUGACGCAAGAACACGACGGGAUCUAUCAUCCGGUGGCGUUCGCCAGUCGCACCUUGAAGACGAACGAGUUGAAUUACAAUGUGACUGAGAAGGAGGUGUUGGCACUGCUGAGGAUUUUGGAUCUCUAUUACAAUUUGCUAGUAGGACGCGAGAUCCGGGUCCUAACGAGGCAUUCCACGUUGGCUUGGCUGUUCAAGUCGAUGGGAUUGCAGGGUCGCCUAGGACAAUGGUCCGCCCUCAUGGCCCCGUGGACGCUCGAGAUCACGAAGUGCACGAAGGGCGAGGGCGAAAUACUGGGGGCGAUCGCGGCCAUCAUCACGCCGAGGACGACGAUGGACGAUGCUCUGACCGAAAUCGCUCCCCGGAAGGAACCUAAACGCCGGAUCCAAGCACCGAUACCCACUGUAGAUCGAGACGAGGAACUAUGGGUGAUCAGCUUUGACGGAUCCGCUCGAGUUAAGCGUGGUGGGGGCACGUUCAGCGCGAUCAUGUGGAGUCUGCCCGGAUGGGAGGUGGUCAAAACCAGAUCAGGCUAUCUCGAGAGCCUCACCGUGAACGAAGCCGAAUAUAACGGCCUGAUCCCGGGACUCGACAUGCUAGAGAGCCUAGAUCGCAGACUCCUGGUGGUCUGUGGUGAUACCAACCUAGUGAUCCGACAAGUACGGGGUGAGAUCGACUGCAAAGCACCCGGACUGACGCUAUUGAAGCGGAAGGCCCUCGAUCGCCCAGGGAAAUGGAGUGAUCAUGAGUUUGUGCAUGAGGGACUGGAACGGAAGUGUCGACAGUCUAGCGAGCGCCGCUUCGCAACGACAAGGUGGGAUCGAGGUCCAGGAUACCAGGAUCUAGUCGCCCUGAACCGGUUAGACGAAAUCUUGAUCCCCAAGACCGAGAAUCCAGUGGUGCGAGUUGCUGCGGUUACCACUCGAGCUGGUCGAGCAACAUCACCUGCUGGUGUCAUGCAAGAGGAUCUGAUCCGGGAGAUCCGGGUCCAUCGGAUCAAGCAGGUCCAGGAGGAAGAAGUCUGGAUCGCCGGCAUGAAGAAGUAUCUGAGUGGAUCGAUCGCAGAUCUCACACAAGCGGAAGCAAGAUCAUCGGGGGACGAUCGCGACCGAUUGCUGAGAUUGGCAGUUCCCGAAACGCUGCAAUCGGACGUCUUACACCACUAUCACACCGCGUUGGAAGGAGGACAUCAGGGAGUGAGGCGUAUCUACCAGCGGAUCAGGGAUCACUUCCACUGGAGGGGAUUAUACCGGCGUGUUCAGCAAUAUGUGGGGGAAUGUGUGGAUUGCGAAACAGGAAAAGGAAAACCGGUGAUCCGGGGCGAAUCACCAGGGAACUUGCAGGAGACGUACCCGUUCCAGAUCAUUGCGAUGGAUCACAUAUCGUCGCUACCCAGAUCCCACAAGGGAAACACGGAGUUAUUGAUCUGGGUCGAUCGGUACGAAGAGUGCGUAUUUCGGCGAUUUGGUGCCAGUGAGAUGAUCCGGCAUGAUCGAGAACCCGGCUUAAUGUCCGAUUUCUUCCGGGCGUUUAAUAAGAUCCUGGGACAGUGGCAGCGUGCUACGAUGGCCUAUCGGCCACAAGCUAACGGGACUGCUGAGAGAAUGGUGCAGACCGCGACCAGGGCGCUCAAGAUGUACGCCCGCGAUCUCGAUCAGAAAAAUUGGGACGAAUAUGCUGAGCGCCUUACUUUCGCGAUCAACACGGCUCACGAUCGGAUCCGAGGGGAUAACCCUCACUAUUUGUCGGAUGUACAAGACGGCGUGAUCGAGACGCGCGGCGAUGGCGAUAUCGAGUCCAGUGAUAUUAUCAGCAAUCCCGAGAACAAGUUAAUGCUAGAU